AUUACCUUGGACUUGGACACUCUGUAGAAUAAAGUUCAAAAAUAAUUGAAGUUAUUUUUAAUAUAGUUUUAAUUCUAGUUUUUAAUUAUGGGUUCUGAAAAUGUAAGUCCUGUUAAAUAUUUCCUCAGUGGAGGAUUUGGUGGAAUAUGUACAGUGGUUGCUGGCCAUCCCCUUGAUACUAUUAAAGUACGUCUUCAAACUAUGCCACUUGCUGGACCGAACGAAAAGCCUCUGUACACAGGUACAUUUGAUUGCGCUAGAAAAACUGUAACAAAAGAAGGAAUACGUGGUUUAUACAAGGGUAUGGGAGCGCCAUUAGUUGGAGUGGCACCUAUAUUUGCUAUGAGUUUUUUGGGUUAUGGUGUUGGGAAAAAAUUACAACAGAAGAGUCCAGAUGAUAAACUGACCAUACCACAAUUAUUUUAUGCCGGUGCAUUUAGUGGAAUAUUUACAACUGUUAUCAUGGCACCUGGUGAACGGAUAAAGUGUCUUUUACAAAUACAACAUGCAGAUGCAGAGAAGAAAUAUAAAGGACCCCUUGAUUGUGCCAAACAACUUUAUCGAGAAGGAGGCCUUAGGAGUAUUUAUAAGGGUACAUGUGCUACCCUUUUGAGAGAUGUUCCUGCAAGCGGAAUGUAUUUUAUGACAUAUGAAACUCUACAAAGGUGGUUGACACCGGAGGGAGGAAAACUAGGUUUACUAUCAACUAUAUUAGCAGGUGGUUUUGCCGGUGUUGCCAAUUGGGUAGUUGGUAUUCCACCAGAUGUUUUAAAAAGUCGAUUGCAAGCAGCACCCGAAGGCACGUAUACAAAAGGUAUUCGCGAGGUGUUCGCGCGUUUGUUAAAAGAGGAAGGACCGAGAGCACUUUAUAAAGGGUGCACACCCGUUAUGUUACGUGCUUUUCCCGCAAAUGCGGCAUGUUUUCUAGGAUUUGAAGCAGCUAUGAAUGUUUUAAAUUGGGUGGCACCCAAUUUAUAAGAUUCGAUAUAUAAUUUUUAUACAAAAUUAUGCAAUCUCAUAAGCAGUACUAACAAAGUUAACAAAUUAAACUUGUCUCAUUUGUUGAACGAUUAUUGUUACUAUAGUAGUGUAACUUUUAAGUAUAUGGUUUAAUUGAAAUGUUGCACUUUUAAAAAAACUAUUUCUUUUUUUGUAUAUUAAAUGUUUAUAAUGGUUUUCAAGAUAUAUAUAUUACUAUUUAACAAAGAAAAAUCUUUCACGAAAAUUAAAUAAUAUCGUAGUUUAUAAAAGAAACAUAACAUAUCAAUGAGAUAAUAUUAAGGAUAUAAAUCUUUUCUAUCUACAACACUGCCAUAUAUAUAUUAUAAGAUAACAAACUAUUAAUCCUAUAUUUUUUGAGUAAACGGUAAAAAAGUUAAAUUCAUUUUUGUAUGUAAGAAUGUAUAUUUGUAUAAUAAUUUGUUAAAUCAAUAUUUUGCCGAAGAAAAUAAUUUGAUCCUUAGAUGAACAUGUUUUCUUUUAAUUUAAAAGAAACAAGAAAUAGAGAUUAAUAUAAUCUUUGAUAUAUAUAUAUUAAUAAAGUAAACAUAUCAAUUAUUUAGGUUUUAGAUAUUAUAAUCUAUUUUUAUAGAAAAGAUAUAUAGUACAAAGUGUUAUUUAUAAACUUUGUUAUUUAAAAUAGUAAUGUAUUGUACUGCUUUGUUUCAUAUAUGUAUAUAUCUUUAUAUACACAGAUUUGUAAUUAAAUUUAAUAUUAUAAAGCUCUAUUUUGUUUAUUUCAUAUAUUAAGAUGAUUGUUAAUUGUUUACAAUAUAUACAACUAAAGUAAUUUACUACAAUAUAUCAUAUGAUCUUAAAAUAUUAAAUAAAAUAAGAGAUAAAA
Molecule: messenger RNA, 1843 nt
Organism: Polistes canadensis
Lineage: Eukaryota; Metazoa; Arthropoda; Insecta; Hymenoptera; Vespidae
Gene: colt
Product: congested-like trachea protein
Exons: 5
Coding region: 88-978 (296 amino acids)
Biological process (GO): carnitine transmembrane transport; mitochondrial transport
Cellular component (GO): mitochondrial envelope
Molecular function (GO): O-acyl-L-carnitine transmembrane transporter activity
Source: RefSeq, a predicted model, not a curated record